Antechinus flavipes (yellow-footed antechinus) is the source of this 1613-nucleotide messenger RNA. Its product is annotated as cytosolic 5'-nucleotidase 1A-like. NCBI's taxonomy places the organism in Eukaryota, Metazoa, Chordata, Mammalia, Dasyuromorphia, Dasyuridae. Gene Ontology annotation, molecular function: 5'-nucleotidase activity; magnesium ion binding; nucleotide binding. Gene Ontology annotation, biological process: nucleotide metabolic process; adenosine metabolic process. The transcript is spliced from 6 exons. The record is from RefSeq and is a predicted model, not a curated record. Gene Ontology annotation, cellular component: cytosol; cytoplasm. The coding region runs from base 392 to 1339 and encodes 315 amino acids.
ACUGAGGCAGCCUUUUACUAGCUCGCUCAGGGGUCCCGCGGCCGCUCAGCGUGGGAGGGAGAGCGGGGCUCGCGGGCUCCAAGGCCAAAGUUAGUGCGGCUGCUCGGGCGGGGCCACAGCCUCCCGUCCCCAGCCCUCGGGGACUCCGGCCUCCCCCGGCUCCCAUCCUGGGCCUCCCCUCCCGGCCGGGCCCCCCCCCCCGAAGCCCCGCCGGGGUCUGCCCAGCCCGGGAGUGUGUCUGGGAGGCCGUGUGGGCACGAGUGAGUGAGUGAGGGAGAGCCCAGGACUGACUUGGGCUCUCUCUGUUGAGUCCUCCCCAGAAAGGAGCGUCCCGGCAUCCCCUCAGGGCCCCUCUGUGCCCCCAGACUCCUCUUCUCCCUCCCUCGGGGCCAUGGCAGCUCCGGAGGCCGUGAUCCUCAACCCUGACGUGGCCCAGAAGGACCCUCGGGAAGCGCUGGUCGUGGCGGUCACUGCCAGAGCCACCUUCGACCUGGAGGCGGAGCACCAGCUGUUCCUGGCCCAGGGCCCGGAGGAGUACACCAAGUACCAGAGGGAGCACGCCACGGAGCCGCUGCCCCCGGGCACAGCCUUCCCCUUCAUCCAGGCGGUGCAGCUGGUCAAUCAGAGGCUGCUGGAGCGGGACCCGCAGGAGCGAGGUCUCCUGGACGUCAUGGUCCUCUCCAACAACAGCCCGGAGGCCGGCAGGAGGAUCGUCCACUGCGCCAGGCAGGCGGGCCUGGAGAUCUCCAAGUUCUGCUUCGUCAGCGCCGAGGACUCCACCCAGUACCUCCGGGAGCACAACGUGGGGCUCUUUCUGUCCGCAGACAGGACCGACGUCUGCAACGCCCUGAAGAGGGGGGUCCCCGCCGCCCUCCUUUUCCAGCAGGAGGUCCAGGCGCCCAGCACCCAGCUGCGCUUGGCCUUCGACGGGGACGCCGUGCUCUUCUCGGACGAGACGGACCGGGUCUUCCGGGAGCGGGGGCUACAGGGGGCCGCGGAGUAUGAGAAGGCCCUGGAGGCCGUGCCCAUCGGAGACGGGCCGCUGAAAGCCUUCGCCCUGCGGCUGGGGCGGCUGCGCGACAAGUUCGGGCCCGAGGACUCCCCGGUGCGCACCUACCUGGUCACGGCGCGCAGCCGCGGGGACAUGAGCGUGCGCGCGCUGAACACCCUGCGGGCCUGGGGGCUGCGGCUCGACGAGGUCUUCUUCAUGGACGGCGCCCCCAAGGGACCCACGCUGGCCCGCGUCCGCCCCCACAUCUUCUUUGAUGACUCCAUGUCCAACAUCCGGGGGGCUCAGGACGCCGGCGUCCCCUCCGCCCUGGUGCCCUGUGACUGCUGAGGGAGAUGCCCCCCAGCCCCCUCCCCUCCCCCUGAACUCCUUCCCCUCCCCCUCUCUCCUUCCCCCUCCCCCCCUCCCUACGUCCUCCCUCCUGCUGUGUCUCUCAGCGCCCUCAGUCAUGCCGUCCAUCCCCCUGUCUCCGGGCAGGGAGCCUUUCCUUUGAAAGCCCAGGAGAGAGGAUCCAGGGCCACCCAGCCCCCCAGCCCCGAGCAGUGAAACCCCCAGAACAUACCCUGGCCGAGCAAGGGGUGGGGGAAAGGAGGGAGAGAGGCUU